Messenger RNA from Pecten maximus, 1668 nucleotides. RefSeq lists its product as uncharacterized. The record is from RefSeq and is a predicted model, not a curated record. The transcript has a single exon. Bases 1 to 1668 code for a protein of 555 amino acids. NCBI's taxonomy places the organism in Eukaryota, Metazoa, Mollusca, Bivalvia, Pectinida, Pectinidae.
AUGCCAGAUGGAAAUAUGCAGGAAAGCCAGCUGCUCGAGACAAUAUUCACUACCAAAAUAAAUUGCAAUCUAAAAAGAAACUACGAACGUCAACUUGAGGCAGCAAACCGAACGGACAGAUACAAGCAGCUUAUGGACCUUGAAGAGAGAAAUCGUACUGAAUUCUAUCAGCUAAUAAAACAACAACGAAAUCCAGCCAACACUGCAACCUCACCCCUUCUGUAUAAAACAAAAAUCUAUAAUGAUGAUAACAGUAUUUGUAAUGCUUGGGCUGACUACUUUGAAGAGCUAUCUACCCCAAUAUCCCAUAGUGACUUCGACGGUGAUCAUGAGGACUUAGUAACAAAUGACAUUGGGACCUUAACAACAAUGUUUGAGAACAACAACGUCAAAAACUUACCAACCAUAACCAUAGAAGAAGUUUCAAACACUAUAGUGUCAUUCAAAAACGGAAAAUCACCAGACCAGGAAGGUAUAUCGGCUGAACACUUAAAGUAUGGAGGCCCAACACUUAUUUCCAUUCUGACAAUCAUCAUAAACUAUAUAUUCAAAAACUUAUAUAUACCGGAUUUCCUUAAAGCUGGCAUACAUGUAGCUACACCUGUACUCAAAAAAAAAGGAAAGCAAAACACAGAUCCAAACUCGUAUCGUAAAAUAACAGUCACAAACCUUAUCGGGAAAGUAAUUGAGAAGAUACACCUCCAACAUAACUACUCCUUAAUAAUGAAACAGCAAUCCAGACUGCAGAAAGUAUUCACGAAAAAUGAAAUGCCAAUUGCUGCAGCACUCAUACUUACUGAACUUAUCACUGAAGCAAAUAAAACCCGAUCUCCACUGUACGUUGCACUAAUGAACGCCAAGAAAACAUUCGACAUCUUAUGGCAUGCUGGGCUAUUACGGGAAAUGUAUUAUUUCGGCCUAACGGGUGACAAUUGGACAUUCUUUAAGAACUUGUAUGAAGACGUAACCUCGAGAAUAAAAUGGAAAGGGAUAACAGCAAGACCUGUGUUAGAGCAACAGGGAGUACGUCAAGGCGGAGUCUGGCCCCCCAGUGCCCAUAAGAUCUUCAUAAACAACCUACUUGCCACUUUCGAACAGAAUCAGGUUGGAAUGCACCUAGGCCACAUCUACUGCGGAAUACCAACAGUCGCAGAUGAUGUAACCCUUAUUUCAAGUGACCCAUAUGAGCUCCAAGCUAUGCUUGACAUACAAGCGGCCUAUGCCAAUAAGCAAAGGUAUAUACUGAGUGAUCAAAGAUCUACGAUACUCGUUUUCAACGAUAACCAAAGCAAAACCUGGCAACUAAACAGCGCAAAUCUCACUGUAUCAGCCUCCGCAACACAUCUAGGGAUAGAAAGAGAUUCAUCCUCAUCUACCGGGACAAAACAAGUAUCUGAUAACCGUAUCACCAUCGCACCUAGAACAGUAUACUCUAUGAUCGGAGCAGGCCUCCAUGGCUUAAACGGACUGAAUCCACAAGUGUCCUCUCAUCUCAUACAGAUAUACGUGCUACCGCGACUGAUGUACGGAUUAGACGUGAUAAAUAUCUCGGGGACGGAUAUAGACAAACUAGAACUAUAUUACCACCAGCUAAUCAAACGGCUACAACAUCUUCCAAGGCGUACUGCAAACUCAACUGCUCUAUUACUACUAGGUCGGUCCCAAUAA